Messenger RNA from Hypoxylon fragiforme, 1213 nucleotides. RefSeq lists its product as uncharacterized. Gene Ontology annotation, biological process: anaphase-promoting complex-dependent catabolic process. The transcript has 2 exons. The coding region runs from base 397 to 1077 and encodes 226 amino acids. The record is from RefSeq and is a predicted model, not a curated record. NCBI's taxonomy places the organism in Eukaryota, Fungi, Ascomycota, Sordariomycetes, Xylariales, Hypoxylaceae. Gene Ontology annotation, cellular component: anaphase-promoting complex.
CUUAGAGACCUGAUCCCCGCAGUUCUCCGAAACGCGUAACUACAACAUUUUUGAACUUUUUUCAUUAUUUUCCUUUUUCCAAUUUCUAUUGUUGAUCAGCCAACCCAACAUUCUCCUAAUAUUCUUACAAGAUGGUCAAUGUAUAAUGCUUUUAUACAUCAUCUUGAAUAGAAAUUGGUGCAGAGUCUUACUACGACAAUUGGUUAUCAUCCAUCCUCCAUCAUUUAUGAUCCCCAAAGCUUCUUUAUCGUCCAUCGUUACUUUCAGUUCUCUCGCUCUACAACCGAUCAAACAUUCAUACCGUAUAAGCAACAAAAACAAUCACCACUUACGCAUGCACUGAGGAGAAAGAAGAGGAAAGCAUUCACAGAAAAGCGGCGCCAAUAUAUUGCAACAAUGCUUCGUCGACCUCCAACAACCCUCACUCUCACCGCCGAAGAUGUAGCCGCAUAUGAAGACCGGCGCUUCGCCUUACAAAAUCAAUCGCAGGCCCAGUCGCAAGCUGAAACCAUAUCGCGCGCUCCUUCGCAUCCAACUCAAUCACUACAGCAAACCCAGACGACUGAAAUGGAUACCUCCUCUUCACCAGUAACACCGUCUUCUCCACCUGCGAACGCAGAAGAUGACGAAGACAUGCGCGACGCCGACGCAGAUGAAGCAGACACAAGCGACCCUUUCAUAACAGCACCACGUCGUGCAGUCCGCGAACAACUACAUGGACGGUCUCAAUCUCCAGGACAGGUGCGAGCCGCAUACCUGCAGCAAAUGCGCGCUACGAGAAGCCAACAUGCUGCCACGAACUCUACUAGCACUACUGCAUCAUCCACCACCACAGGUCCUUCCACCAGAAUGCAGCGCAUCACCGGCGCCACACAACAGCCAAGCACGGCAACUACAAGGGGCGGGGCUGGUACGAGAGCUACGAACGCAAGCAGACAAGGGAGCACCGAACCAGCCGCGCCAUCGGGACCAGCAACCAGACAAAUAAUGACAAGGAGCAGAGAGGAAAGAAUAGGAAUUGCAGGACCGACCACGGGAGGUGGAGCGGGAUCGGGAAUAGGAUCGAGAAGGCGGUAGGACCGGGCUUUUCCGCUGGGCCAGAAAGAAUUACUGCGAAGGAGGAGAGAACGAGCAAGCUGUAAGCUACGUAUAGGCAAACAGCAGUACAAGAAAAGCUCCCUGAUUUACUAUCUACACGCAGCACCUCAGCUUU